Magnolia sinica is the source of this 878-nucleotide messenger RNA. RefSeq lists its product as uncharacterized. The record is from RefSeq and is a predicted model, not a curated record. NCBI's taxonomy places the organism in Eukaryota, Viridiplantae, Streptophyta, Magnoliopsida, Magnoliales, Magnoliaceae. The transcript has 4 exons. Bases 63 to 461 code for a protein of 132 amino acids.
CUCAUUUGGGUUCAUUUGCUAUCUCUCAGCCAUCUGAUACAAAAAGAUCUUUUGAUAGAAAAAUGAAAUUGAUACCAAAAUCUCCAUCUUAUAUAUUACUUGUCUUUUGCUUUGGAUGCAUACAUCUCUUGUAUUUGGGAGAGAGGUCCACAGCUCAAACUACAUCUAAUGGUACAACAGACCCAUCUGAAGUGGCUGGUCCAAACUCCGUCUUCCGACAUCGAGGCAUGUCCACAUUGCCUACAUGGAACAUAAGUGGUGAACCAUACCGUGGGAAUGCCAUCAAUGAUUCUAAGAUCUUCAAAUAUAUGGGCAGAAGCUACACAUUGGUCAAAUGCCAGUGCAUGUUUGACAACGGGACCACCGGGCCCAUGACCACAAUGAGAGUUUAUACUAUUUCUUUUAAAGACACAAUGCCCGAAGUGCUUGGAAAUCUGUCAUCUCACCAAUAUGACCGUUGAUAUGUUAAGAGAGCCAUGUGGAAGAACCAUGAACAAGCCAAUGUGACUCGUCAUCCAAUUUGAGCAUGUCCAUUCACGUGGAAGGCUCACUUCUACCCACUCAACCCAUGUUGCAAGAGAUCAGACGGUGGUGAUCAACUCCCAAUCUGUUCGUGCAUGCAAAAAUACAUACAUACGUGGAUACAUUAGUACGUAAGUAAAUACUAUGAUGGAUGCAUGUAUAUGUACUAUACAUAUGUAUGUCUUUAUGGUUUGUAUUUGGGAUAUUAUUUUGUGAGUUAUUGAUACUCGUACUGCAUGUGACACUUGAUGCACAGGUACUAAAAAAUUGUAGAAGUGGUGUAAUUUAAGCCAAAUUAAAUAAAGUAGAUUGUGGAAAUCUAUAUCGUUUAGUCAAAGUCCGGAAAUUAGAUUUCA